AUGUCUCUGGACAGUGUGUGGGCUCCACAGACAGCAGACAUAGGGGAUGGGCCUGCCAAGAGAGCUGGAGACCAGGCCUCCAUGCAGACACAGGUCCUCCAGACUGCCUCCCUAAAGGAUGGCCCAGCAAGGAGGGCAGUAUGGGUCCGUCGGGACAGUCCUGAGACAGAAGACCCUGCUAAGUCAACUGUGUCCAAGGACAGGCCCAAGUUAGAAGUGACCAAAGCAGUGGUUGUGGACCUUGGCACUGGCUUCUGUAAAUGUGGCUUUGCUGGCCUGCCAAAGCCCACUCAUAAGAUCUCAACAACAGUGGGCAAGCCCUACAUGGAGACAGCCAAGACUGGGGAUAAUCGAAAAGAGACCUUUGUGGGGCAUGAGCUCCUUAACCCAGAAAUACAUCUUAAGCUGAUUAAUCCCCUGCGUCAUGGCAUCAUUGUGGACUGGGACACAGUACAGGACAUCUGGGAAUACCUCUUCCGACAAGAGAUGAAGAUCGCCCCAGAGGAGCAUGCAGUCUUGGUUUCGGACCCACCGCUGAGCCCCCACACCAACAGAGAGAAGUAUGCUGAGAUGCUGUUUGAGACCUUCAACACACCUGCAAUGCACAUUGCUUACCAGUCCCGCCUGUCCAUGUACUCCUAUGGACGCACCUCCGGCCUGGUGGUGGAGGUUGGCCAUGGCGUGUCCUAUGUAGUGCCCAUCUAUGAGGGUUAUCCUUUGCCCAGCAUCACAGGGAGGUUAGACUAUGCAGGAUCUGACCUGACGGCCUACCUGAUGAAUUUGAUGAACAACUCUGGAAAAUACUUCACUGAGGACCAGAUUGGUACUGUGGAGGACAUCAAGACAAAAUGCUGCUUCGUGGCCCUGGACCCCAUUGAAGAGAAAAAAAUUCCUCCCAGUGAACAUGAGAUCCAUUACACUCUGCCUGAUGGCAAAGAGAUCCGUCUGGGCCAGGAGAGGUUCCUCUGCUCAGAGAUGUUCUUCAAGCCGUCCCUGAUCAAGUCCAUGCAGCUGGGCCUCCAUACCCAGACAGUGUCCUGCCUUAACAAGUGUGACAUCGCACUCAAACGAGACCUCAUGGGGAACAUCCUGCUCUGUGGGGGCAGCACUAUGCUCAGGGGGUUCCCUAACCGUCUGCAGAAGGAACUGAGCAGCAUGUGUCCCAAUGACACCCCACAGGUAAAUGUUCUGCCUGAGAGAGACACUGCAGUAUGGACUGGUGGCUCUAUCCUGGCCUCACUUCACGGGUUCCAACCGCUGUGGGUUCACCGCUUUGAGUAUGAGGAACACGGGCCUUUCUUUCUCUACAGAAGGUGUUUCUGA
Cricetulus griseus (Chinese hamster) is the source of this 1323-nucleotide messenger RNA. NCBI's taxonomy places the organism in Eukaryota, Metazoa, Chordata, Mammalia, Rodentia, Cricetidae. The record is from RefSeq and is a predicted model, not a curated record.